AUGGGCUCUCCUGCAAUUAUGUUGCCUCAAAUGUCCUGCGCCUACCUUGUUAUCCAGGCGCUCGUCUCAUCGCCCUCUCCUGUCCCAAAUACGGGCGCCUCGCAAGCCGCUCAAACGACUGCAGGUUCAGCUCGACGUAACCUUUUCUCAUCGAGCAUUGCAUUGGCCCAGUACUCCUUCACUCUCCAGCUCCUUCUCCGUGUUAUCACAUUUGCUCUAAAUGGAUUGGCCUUUCGUCAUCUAGACGCGGGCGUGCUAGGUAUAAUAAAUUUUCGCUUGGGCCUCUACUACUCGACCCUUGUGUUUGCCGCCCGCGAGUCUUUCCGGAGAGCCUGUCUCAGCAGAGGUGGUGAAUUGUUAUCCCAGCAAAGUUUUGGAGACGGACCAUCCCUGCGCUCUGAUCGCCAACGCCUAUGGUACGGUCUCCUCAAUGUAAUGUGGCUGACUGUUCCCGCUGGUUUCCUCAUGAUCUUCGUUCUCCUGCCCGUCUGGCUCUUUGUUUGGCCUUCACCGACUCUGGACAAGACUGUCCUUGCGAUCGAUCCGACUGCGCUGGCUCGUCAGUACACUGUAUCAGCCCUUGUUUACUCUCUUUCUGCUCUAUUUGAGCUGGCCACGGAACCCUUGUGUCGAAUAGCCCUCGAGGCUAUUGCAAAUAUUGCGCGAGCAGUUGGCAUUGUUGUUAGUGUGGUCUAUUUGCCGAAGACUUAUGGCCUUUACUUACUGGCCUGCCCUCAGAUUCUUCAUGGAAUCACUCUCCUCGUUGGCUACGUGUUAUUCUUUGCAUGGGCGCUCUCACAACGGCGGCGUGAUUCUGUGUUUGGCGUUCUUCCCAUUGCAUCUCCGAGCGACUUGCUGCCAAAUCUAUCUGAAGCUUCCUUUGACCAGCCGUGUCUAAGGUUGUCAUGGGGCUUCUUUCGACAGGGUAUCCUCAAACAGUUUUUAACCGAAGGUGAACGCUACCUCAUUAGUGCAUUUCAUCUCCUUAGCUUUUCCGACCAAGUUGAUAUCUCUCUUCCUCUGCUCUGGGUUGUGCAGAGGUGUACCCCACAAGCCGGCUGCAUCAAGCUUAUCCGAACUGCAGCUGCUACUGUUAAUCUUUGCCAGGUGCGGGAACGAGCUUUCCUGCGUGUAGUGUCGCUUACGAUUCCAUCCCCCUUUGCUGAACACGCCGCACUUGCCCUGGUAUCGCCCUGUUGCGCCGCCUUUUCAUUUGAGAUGACCCUUAAGUCUUUGUGCGCAGUUGCCUUGUCAUACUCUUAUCGAUAG
Messenger RNA from Dibothriocephalus latus, 1269 nucleotides. The record is from the annotation of a GenBank genome assembly. NCBI's taxonomy places the organism in Eukaryota, Metazoa, Platyhelminthes, Cestoda, Diphyllobothriidea, Diphyllobothriidae.